Molecule: messenger RNA, 3902 nt
Organism: Schizosaccharomyces japonicus yFS275
Lineage: Eukaryota; Fungi; Ascomycota; Schizosaccharomycetes; Schizosaccharomycetales; Schizosaccharomycetaceae
Product: CAMK/CAMKL/KIN4 protein kinase Ppk1
Exons: 1
Coding region: 939-3473 (844 amino acids)
Molecular function (GO): nucleotide binding; protein kinase activity; transferase activity
Source: RefSeq, a predicted model, not a curated record
GGUUUGUCGGCUCGCGUUUUAGCAGCUAUUAAUUCGCCGAAAUAGAUUCGGUCUUUUUCUCUUCUGCUGCAAAGUGAUAUAUAGUUGAGUGUCCCGUGUCUCUCCCGGCGCAUUCAUUUGUUGUAACCGAGAUAUACGAAAAAAAAAGCUUUCGCUUAGGCGAGACUUUGUUAUAAGCUUAAAUUAGUGCUAAACGUCACCACCACUAACCACCAACUUGUUUCCACCUGAAACUCCCCUACACACCCUUUGCUUCUAUUUUUACCCAACAUAGUGAAACUCAGUUUGAGUAACUUCCUCUGUGGCAUUUACAGGUCGGGCUGCUGAUAUCCUGGUUUGGUUUUGCUUGACAAUUACUUCAAACCACAUUCACGCCCAUUUUACUGUAUAAUGCCUGUAAGUCCACGUAGCAACAUCUCCUCACACGUUAGUAUUUUGAUUGAGCCUUUCUACGACGUGUUCUGUGGUUUUCUAUCAUAUCGACUACAGUGCCUACUAUAUCUGUGGUACAUUUGUGUCUCUAGCUAUUUGCUGCAGCUUUGGACGUUUGUGUCGCUUGUUUGUGCGCUUUCCUCUUUCGUGUAUCGAUUGAAGAGCUGCGUAAUUGACGAGUAACUGUGCUGCAGCGUAUCUGCGAACGAAGAGUUCAUUGUCUCGGAGACCGUUUUAUGAUUUUUACUCCCUCCGUGGCCUGUUCUAAUUUCUCCGUCAUUUGUUUGUCUUUCCUUUUCUUCUGUGGCUCAAUUUACCGCUGAAUUUCAAUUAUCAAGUGAUACAGCUUUUCCUGACGUAUUUUUUUUCUCUUAUACGUUCACAACCGUUUCCUUACGUAUAAUUCCUGCAUCUUCACUUUCUGUUAGCCUGUACGUUGGUGCUACUAUUCAUUCCUCCUUCCCUUCUUCCCUUCCCUGUGAUUUGAAGUGGUUAUAAUUAAAAGCAUGUCUUCCCUACGACAAUCCCAAUCACAAAAAUGGUCUUCUGAACUCGGUGAGCUACCCGCACCGGCGCCUUCUUCUGCAAAAGACGAAGAAGCUAGUGGGAGCUGCGUCGACCAAGUGCAACAGCGUUCAAAUUAUGGCUCCUUUGCAGAGCUUAGCAAACUUCCAAGAUUUCGUCUAAUGACCGACCGUCCAACCCCUUCCCAUUCCCUCCCAUCCUCCCAUCCGGUUAAAAAAGGGCAGUGGCAUCCGGAUUCUGAGAAUUCCGAUGCUUGUUCAACGAAACAGCUACUAAACCCGGGAUUUUCAAGUCUUCGUUCUUUGCAGCCAACACAUGCAUCAUCUGCUCACGCGCCGUUUACGGAGGUACGGGUCCCUCAAUCUGCCCAAUCCGUAAUGCCAGAGAGCGUUGCUAUUGGGUUUGAGAGUUUGUCUCUCCAUACAACAUCAACUAAAAACACUCAAAACGAAAAGAAAAGUACGUGCGGUAGUGGGCAAGCCGUUGAAUUCUUAUCUGCCCACCUCCCACGGCCGGCAACGGGCAACGAUGUGUCUUCCUCUAACCUCGUUAACUCUAAAACUACGGACAAAUCAUCCCCCGCUGCGUCGGCAAAUUUGGACUCUUCACAAAAAUCGCUCUUGUCUAUUCAAUUGGAACAGUCGGCGGCUGCUUUGGCAGCGUCUUCCCAACAACAAAAAAGUUCUCUGCUGACUUCUCCUCCUGCCCUGGCUGAAAGGUCAAAGGCCGUGGUAGCGGUGGAGAAAUGCAUUGUGGAAACGACGACCGUGCGCUCUUCUAUUGCUUCUAAUCAAGUUUCCCAAACAAAUAAUUUAGAUGGCACUUUGAAUAAUGGAGCGAUUGAAAAAUGCCAGCUAAAUGCAAACCCUGAGAAUGCACAGCAGCAAGUUUGUGAAAAUAUUCCUGUCACGCGAAAACCCUCUAACAAUAUUUCCAUCGCCUCAACCACCAGCACCUUCGUUUCCCCUGCACAGACAUACUCUGAACGUUCUUUCCAUCUUGAGCGGAAACCUCAACAUGGUCGGCUGCACAUAUUUGGACCAUAUGUGCUUGGUCGGACAGUUGGAAGAGGAGAAUAUGGACGGGUUAAGCUGGGCUGGCGCCUGAAAGACAAAAAUGAUGUUAGUAGUGAUAUGCCACCCCAGUUUGCUAUUAAGGUUGUGCGCACGCCGGCUCCUAAUUCUUCGCUUGCACAUCGACUUUCCAGAGAAAUUGCAAUAUUGCGACAUGUUGGGGAACAUCCACAUAUUUUACGCUACUACGAAACCGUCGAAACGGCUCAUCAUGUGGGAAUUGUCCUUGGGUAUGCAUCAGGUGGCGAGCUCUUUAAUUAUAUUCUUACUUGCCGUCGCUUGUUGGACCCAGAGGCAGCUAAAAUGUUUGCUCAACUUGUUAGUGGUGUGGCAUAUCUUCACUCUAGAGGAAUUGUUCAUCGUGAUCUCAAAUUGGAAAACAUUUUACUGGACGGUCAACGUAAUGUUGUCAUCGCCGAUUUUGGUUUUGCGACGACUUUUGGUGAGGCUGCUCGACUCGUCGGUCAUCGGUACGGCAGUCUCGCUGGUCAAGACUUGUUUAGUACGUCGUGCGGAUCGCCGUGUUACGCGGCGCCAGAACUUGUUUCUUGUGAAUCUGGUCUAUAUGCAGGAACACAAGCAGAUGUUUGGAGCUGUGGUGUCAUUCUGUAUGCUAUGUUGGCCGGUUACUUACCUUUUGACGAUGACCCUCAUAAUCCAAUGGGCGCGAAUAUUCCUCGGCUUUAUCGUUAUAUUUGCUCAGCAGCGUUAGCUUUUCCGGACUUCGUAAGUCAGACGGCAAGACAUCUGCUUUCUGCUAUUCUUACUCCAAAUCCUAAAAACCGGAUUAAUUUGUCACAGGUUAUGUUGCAUCCCUAUCUCCGCGCGCAUCGUUCACUUUUUGCGAAAUACAAUGCGUCUCCAAACCAUCAACCAUUACCCCGUCAUAUGAGAAAACGUCAUGUUCAUAGAACAAGUAGCGAUUGGUGUACCAAUCCUACUGUCAGCUUGUCGACUGAUGAUAUUACUGCACUUAAUCAAUCCUCUCCGGGAUUUGAUUUGACCAAAGCUCUGCACAUGAGUAUAAGCUUUAAGCCAUCUGCGCUGCCUUCAGAAGCUGAGAUGAAUGAUCUUUGCUCUUCUGCGCAUGUGGCAGAGAAGGCCAAAGGGUUGAAGAGAAGAUCUAUGAAGUUACUUCGACCAAUCCCGGACAAGGAAAAUUCAUCCAUUACUGUUUUGCCUCGAAAACCUAUAUUAUCUCCGAUAACUGGUGGACGUCGUCGUCGGGGUCCUUCAAAGCAUCGGCGAGCAUUCAGUUGUGCUUGCAAACCCACACAGAUACAUUUGGAAGUACUGCCUUCAUUAACAAUGCAAUGCGAGACAUCUCGGCCGUACUUUUCAUCACCGAAUAAUUCAAUUUCUCCACAGAUGUCAGCAGACGAAAAGUUUAAUUAUCUUAAGCGUGUGCUUGGACAGUUUCUGCCGCUAGGUGAUGGACAUUAGACUUCGCCGAUAUUCAUUCUUUUUUCUUUUUAAUUCUUUUUAUCUGUCUUCUUUAUUUCCAUUCUUUACUUAUUUACACAUUUGUCCUAUACCCAGGUAUUUAUUCUCUUUACAGGUUUGUUUUGCGCGAUGCUAAUUUUAUAUUUUUCCGGUUGAAAAUAAGUAAAAAAAAAAGAGCAAGAAAGAAGAAAAGAAUAAGUAGGAUUCAUGCUAACUGUUGUAAAUUUUGUUCCACCCUUUCUUUUUCAUUUAUUUAAUUUUCUUACAUUUAAUUUAAUUUAUUUUUUUCUUGAAUGAAAAUAAGUUCAAAGGACUUGCAUUACAAGUCUACGAUAAGCUUAUUGUCCAAUUUAUUAUAUUAGUUAAUAAGGUUAGCAUAUGUAUCCCAGAAUUAUUGUAAUCGAGAAAUGAAUGAAGAUUCGAAGCUGA